Colletotrichum higginsianum IMI 349063 is the source of this 303-nucleotide messenger RNA. RefSeq lists its product as uncharacterized. The transcript has a single exon. The coding region runs from base 1 to 303 and encodes 100 amino acids. The record is from RefSeq and is a predicted model, not a curated record. Lineage: Eukaryota; Fungi; Ascomycota; Sordariomycetes; Glomerellales; Glomerellaceae.
AUGAAGGUCUCCGCCGUUCUCGUCAUCACCGCCGCCUCGGCCGCUCUCGCUGCUCCCGUUGCCGCCCCCGAGGCCGCCCCCGAGGCCGCGCCUGAAUACGCCAACUACGGCGACUACACCUACAAGGAGUACGCAACCUACGGCGACUACGAGGAUGUUCCGGCCGCGGAUCCUACCUCGACUCCUGCCGCGUACACCAACUACGGCGACUACGAAGGCGUUCCGGUCACGGCUCCUGCCGCGUACACCACCUACGGCACGUACAAGCGCGCUGUCGACUGGGUCAAGAGCUUCUUCCAGUAA